Molecule: messenger RNA, 1928 nt
Organism: Amoebophrya sp. A120
Lineage: Eukaryota; Dinophyceae; Syndiniales; Amoebophryaceae
Source: the annotation of a GenBank genome assembly
UUUCGGUCAUUGUUGUGGUCGUGGACAUUUUGACAUUUCGUCCUGAAAUGCAACCUUGUGUUGCUUCGUUCCAAUUUCAAAUUGUCGUCGCAGUGCUCCUCGUCGUAUGGAGCCCGAUCGGUGGUCUGUCAAACCGCAGCGCAUGAUAUCGUACUUGUCGGUCGUGCGAACGGUAUUACGUUUCUGUACCUCCUCAUUUCCUCGUCGAACUGCAAAUCUUUAUGAAGAAGCACGCAUUUCGAUUUCCACGCCAAGCAAAGACCGAGACGUGCUUCAAUCAUAAAAAUAUCUUCACUGUGCACAGGAGAAUCUUCCGCUGCCCCCAGUAGCGUGAAGGAGCUACUCAAAUUGAACGUAUGAUCGUAACCCUUGUCGAGCUCGAACCGGUUGUACCUCCUCAGAGUAAGUUAUAGAAGAUGACUCUCAUUUUCACCUACAUCUCCCCGUGUCUGUACACGACUUUCACGGUAAUUCUAGCUCUCCCCCUACUCCUCUUGAUCGCUCUCCUUCUCGCCAUCCCGUUCACACACGUGAAAAACCGUUUUUCUGCGUUGAAAAAGGUGUCGAAGGACACGCUCAAUGCGGUCCCCGGGAGAACCUAUUCGUAUCUUUAGAAGUGGACGUCGUGUAUGCCUGAACUAGUACCUGAGCAGGAGCAGCUGCCCAGGAGGAUGCAGGAGCAGGCGGCGGGUUCUGGUACUGUUGAGCCAAUCGCUGUUGACGAACGAAUCUUGCGACCACAUGAGUUGGGUGGCGCGGCUGCGGGCACCAGUCUUGGGAGCAAUGUUUCCACAAGACGCACGACUUCUUCGCGACAAAACAGUAGUUCGACAGCAGCGGCAUUCGGCGCCUUCAGCAAGCAGAUCAAGGACAUCGUCCCGGUCCCGGGUGUGGCGGAAAGUCUGGAAGUGUUCGCUUUUUUAGGCGAAUACAGUGUGGUGUGCAUCCAAGAUGCUAUUACGGCGGAAAGAGAACAACGACCCGUGGUUGGCAAAAGGGCGCGUCCAGUGAGUCCGAGUGUUCUUGAAGGCUCGCAAGGUCGUGUGACUGAUCUUCAUGGCAACCCGAACGAGCCAGUGGCCGACGAACAUGACAUUGUCAUUGCAGCUGUUCAACCAUCGGACAAGACCGGUGAUGGCGCCUCGGAUUUGGCAGACAUGAAGCAGGGAGAAAAGAUCGGACUGAAGCAAAAGCCCGUGGCAAGAACUUCUGUGCGCCCUGCUGUUGUCUCCAGUUCACCCAGCACACCACCAGCUGCAGGACUACCGGUUGUAGAAGAUGCCUCCGCAAGGUUAGAAGUACCCGUGGUCGCAACAUCAAAACCAUUCGCAGCACCCGAGGCUGUCGUGUCUGUGUCACCCCCAGUCGACGUGCAAGAAGAGGCUGACGCUGAAGAGGUAUCUGUGGAUGUCGCGGCGCAGCAAAUGACUCCCGGAACAACUACUCCGGUAACUGUAUUUGAGGAUCCGGAAACGGCCUCUACUGCAGCAAUUGACCUGAAAGAUCCGCCGACGGCUUCCCCGCCUCAAGAAAAAUCAUCUCCAAUGAAGAUACCCCAGUCAGCGCCCGUUUUGUCGAAGAACCACGCGAAACAGGAACCCGCGUCCGUGUCCGCGCAAGCACAGGAGCCGCGACUAUCCUCGCAGCGGGGGGAGACAGACAAAGACAACAACAACAUCGACCCGAGCAUGCCUUUUCUUCCCGACAACGCGACGGAAGAGGAAAAAGAGGCGUACAAUCGCCAGUUGCAAGCGAAAUUAAACAAGAAAUUGCAGUUAUCGAAGCUGAAGCCGACGCGGGGGUCGGUUGCGGACCGGUACGUGUCCAGUGUGGCGGCGAAAAACAAGGAACAGGUAGAGAAAACGCCGCACCGGAGGACGGACGAUGGAGAAUUUCUGAAGGUGGAAUUGGAGAGGACGCCGCGGUAG